CUUGCAUCGCUAGGCGAGGACCCCGAGUAUGCGUUCAUGGAGAGUGAAUCGUUCUUCGCGGAGUUUGACCAGUCGGUCCUUGGAGCCCGAGUCGUCGGCGACGUGUGAGUAGAGCGCCCAUGUCGGACUAACCACAGACCUAUGCUCGGGGAAGGGCGUGUGGCAAGAUCUGAACCACCUAACAAUGCUCCAGUCUACCAGCACCGUCACCGGCCUGACAUGCCUCCACCUCCACCAGCUGCUGCGGUUCAGAACGCGGAUACAAACUCGUCGGCUGGAUCGAGCACAUCGAACGGUGCACGCAGUGACGCCGCAGGGGACGUGAGGAGGAAGGUGGUGGGAGGCUUCGCCAUGCCUAACGGAGCGAGCAAUGGGGGUAGUGCGGCAGUGAAUGCGCGGCAGCAGGCUAUUUCACGCACACCGCCGGAGUCAGCAGCCGACGCAGCUGCCCGGCGCCGCGCAGCCAUUCAGGCAAGUUUCAUGGACGAGCCACAACAGCCCUCCAUCCCCUCGGGUGGGAUAGACACCGUGGCGGCCCGCGCAAACGAGAAUCUACGCACACACGGUGCUGAUCUCGGCAUCGCAAACGCAAACGGCGGCUUAGGUGGCUUUGCCAGUGCGCGCGGCGUCAAACGCGAGAGGUGAGAUAGUGGGAGUUGCGCGAAGCUGACGCACAGCAACAGCCAGUCGCCUGAUAAGUUGGAGCGUUCGCUGUCAGGUGGCCGACGAGCGUUGAACGAGAUCCCGGUUGAUCCGAAUGAGUGGGCCACGAAGCGAUCGCGGGUGGGGUGAGAUGGAAUUGGGGGAAGGAUGAAGGAAGAGGAGGGGGAGCUGGGCAAUAAUGGCAUUCUAGUCCUGUUAUGUUGUAGCAUACGCAGUGUCGUGUUUGGGCUAAAGGUUGCGCAGUUUACAUGGCGACGAGACAAAUGAGGCACAUUUAGAUGCGGCAGACUUAUCUUUGGUCCUACUCAGCCAAC
Molecule: messenger RNA, 977 nt
Organism: Cutaneotrichosporon oleaginosum
Lineage: Eukaryota; Fungi; Basidiomycota; Tremellomycetes; Trichosporonales; Trichosporonaceae
Source: RefSeq, a predicted model, not a curated record